AUGGACGACGAUAUCUGUGGACGAGAUUUGGAAGAAAUGGAGAUCUCCGGACGGCGAGCUGGCAGCCUCAACGAGAUCUGGGAGCUUCGUCUUGACGGUCUCCAUCGGGCGGUGGGCAAGGAUCAGAGUGACGACCAUGUUUCUUCCAUGAAUAAGGCCUUCACGCUCUUCGACAUUGACGGUGACGGUCGGAUCGCGCCGUCGAAGCUCAGGAUCCUUAUGAGAUCCCUCGGCGGGAACCCUACCCAUGCGCAGCUCAAAUCCAUCAUCCCCGAGGAGAAUCUCUCUGCGCCGUUCGAUUUCCCGCAGUUCCUGGACCUGAUGGCCAAGCACAUGAAGCCGGAGUCGUUCGAUCACCAGCUUCGCGACGCCUUCAAGGUCCUCGACAAGGACGCCACGAGAUUUGUCUCCGUCGCCGAACUCUGCCACAUCCUCACUAGCAUCGGCGAGAAGCUCAAGCCGGCCGAGUUUGACAAGUGGAUCCGCGAGGUCGAUGUCGGCUCCGACGGAAAGAUCUGCUACGAGGAUUUCAUCGCCAGAAUGGUUGCCAAGGGAGGAACUAAAAAUUGA
Morus notabilis is the source of this 570-nucleotide messenger RNA. RefSeq names its product probable calcium-binding protein CML13. Lineage: Eukaryota; Viridiplantae; Streptophyta; Magnoliopsida; Rosales; Moraceae. Bases 1 to 570 code for a protein of 189 amino acids. The transcript is spliced from 2 exons. The record is from RefSeq and is a predicted model, not a curated record. Gene Ontology annotation, cellular component: myosin II complex. Gene Ontology annotation, molecular function: calcium ion binding.